AGCCGAGCGACAGGUAAACACGGAAGUAACGCAACUGGCUGCGAACAAACGAAAACAUUUUUUGAUCAUUUGACCGUUAAAACAUAUAUUCAAUGCCAUGAUUUUGUCCAGAAAUACACAAAUAUUUAACUUAUUUAGUGAGGUCGUUAUUGAGCGUUGAAGUUUACAUGACAAUGUGUAGUAAAACGUCUGGAUAUGGAUAUCGGUCUCUUCCGCAACGAGAUUCGAUCAAUGCCAAACCUGGGUUGUUCGUGGCGACAGAAAGCUUUGUCCAAUCUCCAUUCUACCACCAUAAAGGACAAGGACAUUCGUUUGACUACAUCCCCAACGUUGGAGACAACGACUACAGUGGUAAGUAUUGGCUAAAUUAGAUAGCUACUAGCUAGUAGUCUGAACACAUCGGCGCAUACGCAACUCACUAGCUCCAUACAUACAACGUAGCUACGUAACAGACUGUUGCUCAGUUUUUCAGCCAUUUCUUCUUGCAACAACAGCUGUCAUAUACUAGCUAGGUAUGCAAGGACAUCAUUGUAGUGAUCCUCGCUAUAUGAGCCGCGUUACAAUUCCCACGUGAUGCAUGGGGCGUUUGCCUUUCACACCCGAGACCAAGGUUCGCUUCCAGCUCCCUCCGUUUGCUACAUUGGUGUCGGAAGUGGGAUGGCUGGAGGCCAUCGGAACGCAUGGGCGGGACAUGUGAAAGGGCUUGAAAGAAAGUUGAAGCACGGCAGUGUAGCGAUAUUGGUGCAAUGCGUUCACGCCGAAGACCCGGGUUCGCUUCCCGCUCCAUCUGUUCGCAACAGUAUCUAUAAGUAUCAUUAGGUAGACUGAUGGACUGUAAUCAAAUCAAUCGGAGUAAUAGCUCCAUAUUCACGUCUCUUCUCUAUUCUCCAGACUCCACUCAGGGAUGGCUGUCCUGGAUCUGCAAUGUGAUAGUCUGCUUCAUGGUGUAUAUCUGCACCUUCCUAACCUUCCCCAUAUCAGGCUGGUUCGUACUGAAGGUAACACACACACCUUCAUGACCUUCCCCAUAUCAGGCUGGUUCGUACUGAAGGUAACACACACACUUUCAUUACCUUCCCCAUAUCAGGCUGGUUCGUACUGAAGGUAACACACACACUUUCAUUACCUUCCCCAUAUCAGGCUGGUUCGUACUGAAGGUAACACACACACUUUCAUUACCUUCCCCAUAUCAGGCUGGUUCGUACUGAAGGUAUCACACACACUUUCAUUACCUUCCCCAUAUCAGGCUGGUUCGUACUGAAGGUAACACACACACUUUCAUUACCUUCCCCAUAUCAGGCUGGUUCGUACUGAAGGUAACACACACCUUCAUGACCUUCCCCAUAUCAGGCUGGUUCGUACUGAAGGUAUCACACACACUUUCAUUACCUUCCCCAUAUCAGGCUGGUUCGUACUGAAGGUAACACACACACCUUCAUGACCUUCCCCAUAUCAGGCUGGUUCGUACUGAAGGUAACACACACACACCUUCAUGACCUUCCCCAUAUCAGGCUGGUUCGUACUGAAGGUAACACACACACUUUCAUGACCUUCCCCAUAUCAGGCUGGUUCGUACUGAAGGUAUCACACACACUUUCAUUACCUUCCCCAUAUCAGGCUGGUUCGUACUGAAGGUAACACACACACCUUCAUGACCUUCCCCAUAUCAGGCUGGUUCGUACUGAAGGUAACACACACACCUUCAUGACCUUCCCCAUAUCAGGCUGGUUCGUACUGAAGGUAUCACACACACUUUCAUUACCUUCCCCAUAUCAGGCUGGUUCGUACUGAAGGUAUCACACACACUUUCAUUACCUUCCCCAUAUCAGGCUGGUUCGUACUGAAGGUAACACACACACUUUCAUUACCUUCCCCAUAUCAGGCUGGUUCGUACUGAAGGUAACACACACACUUUCAUUACCUUCCCCAUAUCAGGCUGGUUCUACUGAAGGUAUCACACACACUUUCAUUACCUUCCCAUAUCAGGCUGGUUCGUACUAAAGGUAACACACACACUUUCAUUACCUUCCCCAUAUCAGGCUGGUUCGUACUGAAGGUAUCACACACACCUCCAUUACCUUCCCCAUAUCAGGCUGGUUCGUACUGAAGGUAUCACACACACCUCCAUUACCUUCCCCAUAUCAGGCUGGUUCGUACUGAAGGUAUCACACACCUUCCUAACCUUCCCCAUAUCAGGCUGGUUCGUACUGAAGGUAUCACACACCUUCCUAACCUUCCCCAUAUCAGGCUGGUUCGUACUGAAGGUAACACACACACUAUCUCUCUCUCUCUGUUGCGUUAUUAACAGUAAUAUCUGCCCUACAGGUUGUCCCUAACUACCAGCGUAUCGUAGUGUUUCGUCUGGGCAGAGUGCGUCCUCCUAAAGGUCCAGGAGUGGUGUUGGUUCUGCCUCUUAUUGACCAGUGGCAGAGAGUUGACCUACGUACCCGGGCCUUCAACAUCCCACCAUGCCAGGUACACACACACUUGAAUAACUUAGCUCAAAGAUUAAUGAUGUGCUGUGCAGGGUACAAAUCAAACUGCUGUUUGCAAUUCUGACUGUAAGUCGCUCUGGAUAAGAGCGUCUGCUAAACGACUAAAGUGUAAAUUCUAGUGCCCUAAGUAACCACUACUAAUACUGCCACAGAUCACUGCCAGGGACGGCGGUGUGGGGUCUGUAGUGUCAGCCCUCUCUAUAACCCUCUCUAACAGUUAUAACCCUCUCUAUAACCCUCUCUAUAACCCUCUCUAUAACCCUCUCUAUAACCCUCUCUAACAGUUAUAACCCUCUCUAUAACCCUCUCUAUAACCUCUCUAUAACAGCUAUAACCCUCUCUAUAACCCUCUCUAUAACCCUCUCUAUAACCCUCUCUAUAACCCUCUCUAACAGUUAUAACCCUCUCUAUAACCCUCUCUAUAACCCUCUCUAUAAGCCUCUCUAACAGUUAUAACCCUCUCUAUAACCCUCUCUAUAACAGCUAUAACCCUCUCUAUAACCCUCUCUAUAACCCUCUCUAUAACCCUUUCUAUAACCCUCUCUAUAACCCUCUCUAACAGUUAUAACCCUCUCUAUAACCCCUCUCUAUAACCCUCUCUAUAACAGCUAUAACCCUCUCUAUAACAGUUAUAACCCUCUCUAUAACCCUCUCUAUAACCCUCUCUAUAACACAGCUAUAACCCUCUCUAUAACCCUCUCUAUAACCCUCUCUAUAACACAGCUAUAACCCUCUCUAUAACCCUCUCUAUAACCCUCUCUAACAGUUAUAACCCUCUCUAUAACCCUCUCUAUAACCCUCUCUAUAACAGCUAUAACCCUCUCUAUAACCAUAACCCUCUACUAUAAACCCUCUCUAUAACAGCUAUAACCCUCUCUGUUGUGGUAUAACAGGUUACUACCAAGGAUGGAGGUAUGGUGUCUGUAGGAGCAGAUAUCCAGUUCCGUAUCUGGAGCCCGGUGAUGUCAGUGGUGUCGGUUCAGGAUCUUAAUGCCUCCACGCGCCUCACUGCCCACAACGCCAUGACAACCAGCCUGGGCAGGAAGAGCGUCAGGGAGAUUCAGACUGAGAGAAUCAAACUGGGAGAACACCUUGGGGUGAGGCAGCAGUACACAAAUAUACUGAACAAAAACAAACGCAACGUGCAACAAUUUCAAAGACUCUACUGAGCUACAGUUCAAAUAUAUUAAUUAAUUAAUUAAUUAGGCCCUAAUCUAUGGAUUCCACAUGACUGGGAAUACAGAUAUGCAUCUGUUGGUCACAGAUACCUUAAAAAAGGUAGGGGGAUGGAUAAGAAAACCAGUCAGUAUCUGGUGUCACCACCAUUUGCCUCAUGCAGCACGACACAUCCCCUUCGCAUAGAGUUGCUCAGGCUGUUGAUUGUGGCUUGUGGAAUGUUAUCCCACUCCUCUUCAAUGACUGUGCGAAGUUGCUGGAUAUUGGUGGGAACUGGAACACGCUGUUGUACACGUCGAUCCAGAGCAUCCUAAACAUGCUCAAUGGGUGACAUGUCUGGUGAGUAUGCAGGCCAUGGAAGAACUGGGACAUUUUCAGCUUCCAGGAAUUGUGUACAGAUCCUUGUGACAUUGGCAAUGCAUUAUCAUGUUGAAACAUGAAGUGAUGGCUGCGGAGGAAUGGCACGACAAUGGGCCUCAGGAUCUCAUCAUGGUGUCUCUAUGCAUUCAAAUUGCCAUCGAUAAAAUGCAAUUGUGUUCGUUUUCCGUAGCUUAUAGCCUGCCCAUACCAUAACCCCACCGCCACCAUGGUGCACUCUGUUCACAACGUUGACAUCAGCAAACCGCUCGCCCACACGACGCCAUACACGUGGCCUGCGGUUUUGAGGCCAGUUGGACAUACUGCAAAAUUAUCUAAAACAACGUUGGAGGCGGCUUAUGGUAUAGAAAUGAACAUUACAUUCUCUGGCAACAGCUCUGGUGAACAUUCCUGCAGUCAGCAUGCCAAUUGUACGCUCCCUCAAAACUUGAGACAUCUGUGGCAUUGUGUUGUGUGACAAAACUGCACAUUUUAGAGUGGCCUUUUAUUGUCCCCAGCACAAGGUGCACCUGUGUAAUGAUCAUGCUGUUUAAUCAGCUUCUUGAUAUGCCACACCUGUCAGGUGGAUGGAUUAUCUUGGCAAAGGACAAAUGCUCACUAACAGGGAUGUAAACACAUUUGGCGCCAACAGUUUAGAGAAAUACGCUUUUUGGUGCGUAUAGAACGUUUCGGGGAUCUUUUAUUUCAGCUCAUGAAACACGGGACCAACACUUUACACGUUGCGUUAAAUAGAUCACUUAAUAUGUAUUAGGGCUGAGCGACAUUGUGAAAAUAUAAUUUCACAAUAUUUUUCAAAUAUGACAGUAUUUUAUGUUUUUGGAAUAUUACACAUUUUUAAUUUUGCUUUACGAGUAGUGCAUGACCCCAGGGUGGCAACACAUAACAUUCUAAGUGAUUUCAACGGGCCUUUUUACAUUCUGGUUGUUUAAUAGCAGCGAUGGGCAACUUUGAUGGGGGGCCACAGAAAAAACGGAAGUCAUCAUGCGGGGCAGCAGUGGCUCGUGGGAUAGAUGGAUAGCUAUAGAUAUGAUAGAUUAAUAAACCAGUUACCCAUCCCUGUUUUAUACUGUUCAAUUCAACUUCAACCCCAAAAAGAUUUCAGCAUUUUCAUCCAUUUCUGUAUUUCCUGCACCUCAUUUGAGAUAAUUUCCACACUGCUACGUAGGCUGCACGAUAUGGGCAACUAAUCUAGGUUUUAUUUUUAUCCUAAUAUUGCAAAUGCGAUUUAGAUCAAAACUUGGGUGAACUGUUGGCAUCAUGAAAAUAGAAUGGUUAUUAAUUCUAUAGUUGGAAUAUAUUAGUGGGCACUUUGAAUACAGUGUUGUUUGACAUGACAACAAAUGAACGUUAUUGUGACCGGGUAGGAACCAAAGUGUUGGUCAGCGUUUUCUAGGGGACCCUAUAAUCUUUGGCUACAUUUAAAUGUUUUCUCUUAGUUACUUCAUGUAGUCAGAGAGGAAGAGGAAGAGGAGGAGAGAGGCCUCCCUCCGGCAGGUGGCAUGUUUGCGUUGUUUCGUCCACCAAGAAAGGAGUUUUUGUAUGAAGGUCAAUGAGUUACAAAUUUGGUCAACAAAAAAAUGAAUGGCUUAUUUUCUACGUGAGGUUUAUUUUAUCGAAUAGAAGGUUAGUAAUGCCUAAGUUGUUACUGAUAGAAGUAGGACACGACAUUCCGGCAACUUUGAGAAAAAAACACUUUAUAUCGGAGUUGUCUCGAGAUGGCUAUGCAUAUUCAUGGCAUUAGGCUAGUAGCAUAGCAUCCCUCUCCAUUGAAUACAGGCGGUUGACCUCAACAACCCUCAUCAAAAAAUAAAAUAAAGGAUUACUAUAAUGAGAUGUAUCCACCAAUCCAAAGAAAGGAUAGAGGGAGCUAGACAGCCCUCCGUGCCGCUUUGUGGCCAAUGACUCCCAUUGUUAAGGCGGAGACACAUGUAUCUUGUCAAUAUAUCCAUCAUCUUUGAUGUAGCUAACGUUCAUGCUUCGCCUAUACCUCUUUGAUGUAGAAGAUACUGUUGCACAAACAACAUGCUGAUCAAGGCCUACAACUGAAUUAGCUACGUUUGCUCUGACUCAGUACAUUUAUUAGAUAACUAGCUAGCCAGCUAACUAGCGAUUAGCAUUAGCGGCUAACGCGAUUUAGCCACAACUUGCUAAGAAAAGACAAACUAGCUGUUUGCAGACAGUAAGAAACCAAACUAAUAGUGUAAUUAUAGAACGCUUGUGGAUUUAUAUAAAAAAAAAGCAGAGUGGAAACAGCAUCGUUGUCAUCACCAUCCAUGUGCUGCCGUGCGGACUGAACGCAAGUGGUCUCGUGGUCGAGCAACAACUGCGCUCCUUGAGUGACGGGGCGGGGCUAGGUCUGUGUGGAAAGCGGCAUGGAUAGACCGAGAGAGGUCACACCCACAAAGAAUUUGAAAACAAAUCAAACAUUGAUAAACUCCCAUAUCUGUUAGGUGAAAUACAACAGUGUGCAGUCACAGCAGCAAGCUUUGUGACCUGUUGCCAUGAGAAAAGGGCAACCAGUGGAGCACAAACAACAUUGUAAAUACAACCAAUAUUUAUGUUUAUUUAUCUUCCCCUACUAUUCAUGCUAAAACUAUUUGCAUUGUUAAAACACAAUGUGCAAUAAUAUAGCUGAUAAUAUAACACUGAUAAUAUAACACUUCAAAUGUCUAUCUUUUUCGUUUACCUUUUUUGUGCAAUAUUCACUGUUAUAUUCUAAUAGUUUUUUGUUGUUUCUGUGUUUUCUCACUUGUCUAUUUCACCUGCUUUGGCAAUGUUAACAUACGUUUCCCAUGGCAAUAAAGCCCUUUGAAUUGAACUGAGAGAGACUCAUCAAGUAGCGGAGGAAACUAUAAAAAUGGACGUUACACACGGCGGAGUAGAGUAUCAGUUUUAACAAACCAAACAUUGAAAUACCGUUAUAGAAGGUAAAGAGAAAACCCAAAUUGGUAUAUAGUAAAAUACGGUAUACCGCCCAGCCCUAAUAUGCAUCUCUAAGGUCACAGUUAUCAUCUAAUCUAAUCUGUUAGGGUCACAGUUAUCAUCUAAUCUAAUCUGUUAGGGUCACAGUUAUCAUCUAAUCUAAUCUGUUCGACAGCUGAUGUUCUGAAAGAGCUGCAAAAUCUGGACCCCUACAAAUCAUCUGGGCUAGACAAUAUGGACCCUUUCUUUCUAAAACUACCCGCCGAAAUUGUCGCAACCCCUAUUACUAGUCUGUUCAACCUCUCUUUCGUAACGUCUGAGAUCCCCAGAGAUUGGAAAGCUGCCGCGGUCAUCCCCCUCUUCAAAGUGGGUGACACUCUAGAUCCAAACUGUUACAGACCUACAGUGGGGAGAACAAGUAUUUGAUACACUGCCGAUUUUGCAGGUUUUCCUACUUACAAAGCAUGUAGAGGUCUGUAAUUGUUAUCAUAGGUACACUUCAACUGUGAGAGACGGAAUCUAAAACAAAAAUCCAGAAAAUCACAUUGUAUGAUUUUUAAGUAAUUCAUUUGCAUUUUAUUGCAUGACAUAAGUAUUUGAUCACCUACCAACCAGUAAGAAUUCUGGCUCUCACAGACCUGUUCGUUUUUCUUUAAGAAGCCCUCCUGUUCUCCACUCAUUACCUGUAUUAACUGUACCUGUUUGAACUCGUUACCUGUAUAAAAGACACCUGUCCACACACUCAAUCAAACAGACUCCAACCUCUCCACAAUGGCCAAGACCAGAGAGCUGUGUAAGGAGAUCAGGGAUAAAAUUGUAGACCUGCACAAGGCUGGGAUGGGCUACAGGACAAUAGGCAAGCAGCUUGGUGAGAAGGCAACAACUGUUGGCGCAAUUAUUAGAAAAUGGAAGAAGUUCAAGAUGACGGUCAAUCACCCUCGGGCUGGGGCUCCAUGCAAGAUCUCACCUCGUGGGGCAUCAAUGAUCAUGAGGAAGGUGAGGGAUCAGCCCAGAACUACACGGCAGGACCUGGUCAAUGACCUGAAGAGAGCUGGGACCACAGUCUCAAAGAAAACCAUUAGUAACACAUUACGCCGUCAUGGAUUAAAAUCCUGCAGCGUACGCAAGGUCCCCCUGCUCAAGCCAGCGCUUGUCCAGGCCCAUCUGAAGUUUGCCAAUGACCAUCUGGAUGAUCCAGAGGAGGAAUGGGAGAAGGUCAUGUGGUCUGAUGAGACAAAAAUAGAGCUUUUUGGUCUAAACUCCACUCGCCGUGUUUGGAGGAAGAAGAAGGAUGAGUACAACCCCAAGAAAACCAUCCCAACCGUAAUUGCUCCUGUAAGUCGCUCUGGAUAAGAGCGUCUGCUAAAUGACUAAAAUGUAAAUGUAAAAAUGUGAAGCAUGGAGGUGGAAACAUCAUUCUUUGGGGAUGCUUUUCUGCAAAGGGGACAGGACGACUGUACCGUAUUGAGGGGAGGAUGGAUGGGGCCAUGUAUCGCGAGAUCUUGGCCAAUAACCUCCUUCCCUCAGUAAGAGCAUUGAAGAUGGGUCGUCGCUGGGUCUUCCAACAUGACAACGACCCGAAACACACAGCCAGGGCAACUAAGGAGUGACUCCGUAAGAAUUAUCUCAAGGUCCUGGAGUGGCCUAGCCAGUCUCCAGACCUGAACCCAAUAGAAAAUCUUUGGAGGGAGCUGAAAGUCCGUAUUGCCCAGCGACAGCCCCGAAACCUGAAGGAUCUGGAGAAGGUCUGUAUGGAGGAGUGGGCCAAAAUCCCUGCUGCAGUGUGUGCAAACCUGGUCAAGACAUACAUUUACAUUUUAGUCAUUUAGCAGACGCUCUUAUCCAGAGCGACUUACAGAAGCAAUUAGGGUUAAGUGCCUUGCUCAAGGGCACAUCGACAGAUUUUUCACCUAGUUGGCUCGGGGAUUAGAACCAGCGACCUUUCGGUUACUGGCACAACGCUCUUACCCACAAGCCCUACAGGAAAGGUAUGAUCUCUGUAAUUGCAAACAAAGGUUUCUGUACCAAAUAUUAAGUUCUGCUUUUCUGAUGUAUCAAAUACUUAUGUCAUGCAAUAAAAUGCAAAUUAAUUACUUAAAAAUCAUACAAUGUGAUUUUCUGGGUUUUUGUUUUAGAUUCCAUCUCUCACAGUUGAAGUGUACCAAUGAUAAAAAUUACAGACCUCUACAUGCUUUGUAAGUAGGAAAACCUGCAAAAUCGGCAGUGUAUCAAAUACUUGUUCUCCCCACUGUAUAUCCAUCCUGCCCUGCCUUUCGAAAGUAUUUGAAAGCCAAGUUAACAAACAGAUCACCGACCAUUUCGAAUCCCACCGUACCUUCUCCGCUAUGCAAUCUGGUUUUCUGAGCUGGUCAUGGGUGCACUUCAGCCACGCUCAAGGUCCUAAACGAUAUUAUAACCGCGAUCGAUAAUACACCGUACUGUGCAGCCGUCUUCAUCGACCUGGCCAAGGCUUUCGACUCUGUCAACCACCGCAUUCUUAUUGGCAGACUAAAUAGCCUUGGUUUCUCAAAUGACUGCCUCGCCUGGUUCACCAACUACUUCUCAGAUAGAGUUCAGUGUGUCAAAUCGGAGGGCCUGUUGUCUGGACCUAUGGCAGUCUCUAUGGGGGUGCCACAGGGUUCAAUUCUUGGGCCGACUCUUUUCUCCGUGUAUAUCAAUGAUGUCGCUCUUGCUGCUGGUGACUCUCAGAUCCACCUCUACGCAGACGACACCAUUUUGUAUACAUCUGGCCCUUCAUUGGACACUGUGUUAACAAACCUCCAAACGAGCUUCAAUGCCAUACAACACUCCUUCAGUAGCCUCCAACUGCUCUUAAACACUAGUAAAACUAAAUGCAUGCUCUUCAAUCGAACGCUGCUGGCACCCGCCCACCCGACUAGAAUCACCACUCUCGACGGGUCUGACCUAGAGUAUGUGGACAACUACAAAUACCUAGGUGUCUGGUUAGACUGUAAACUCUCCUUCCAGACUCACAUUAAGAAUCUCCAAUCCAAAGUUAAAUCUAGAAUCGGCUUCCUAUUUCGCAACAAAGCCUCCUUCACUCAUGCUGCCAAACAUGCCCUCGUAAAACUGACUAUCCUACCGAUCCUUGACUUCGGCACUGCCCCCCCACCCCAUCCUUUUUACGCUGCUGCUACUCUGUUAAUUAUUUAUGCAUAGUCACUUUAACUCUACCCAAAUGUACAUAUUACUUCAACUACCUCAACUAUCCGGUGCCCCCGCACAUUGACUCUGCACCGGUACCCCCCUGUAUAUAUAGCCUCCCUACUGUCACUUUAUUUUACUUCUGCUCUUUUUUUUCUCAACACUUUUUUUGUUGUUGUUUUAUUUUUACUUUUUUUGUUAAAAAUAAAUGCACUGUUGGUUAAGGGCUGUAAGUAAGCAUUUCACUGUAAUGUCUACACCUGUUGUAUUCGGCGCAUGUGACCAAUAAAAUUUGAUUUUAUUUGAUUUGUCUCACUGGUCAUUCCCAAAGCCAACACCUCCUUUGGCCGCCAUUCCUUCCAGUUCUCUGCUGCCAAUGACUGGAACGAAUUGCAAAAAUCUCUGAAGCUGGAGACUCUUAUCUCCCUCAAUAACUUUAAGCAUCAGUUGUCAGAGCAGCUUACCGAUCACUGCACCUGUACACAGCCCAUCUGAAAUUAGCCCACCCAACUACCUCAUCCCCAUAUUGUUAUUUAUUUUGCUCUUUUGCACCCCAGUAUCUCUAUUUGCACAUAAUCUCUUGCACAUCUAGCAUUCCAGUGUUAAUACUUAUUGUAAAUAUUUUGCACUAUAGCCUAUUUAUUGCCUUACCUCCAUAACUUGCUACAUUUGCACACUGUAUAUAUAUUUCUGUUGUAUUUUUUGACUUUAUGUUUUUUUACCCCAUAUGUAACUCUGUGUUGUUGUUUUUAUCGCACUACUUUGCUUUAUCUUGGCCAGGUCGCAGUUGUAAAUGAGAACUUGUUCUCAACUGGCUUACCUGGUUAAAUAAAGGUUUUAAAAAAAGUCACAGUUAUCAUCUAAUCUAACCUGUUAGGGUCGCAGUUAUCAUCUAAUCUAAUCUGUUAGGGUCACAGUUAUCAUCUAAUCUAAUCUGUUAGGGUCACAGUUAUCAUCUAAUCUGUUAGGUCACAGUUAUCAUCUAAUCUAAUAUGUUAGGGUCACAGUUAUCAUCUAAUCUAAUCUGUUAGGGUCACAGUUAUCAUCUAAUCUAAUAUGUUAGGUCACAGUUAUCAUCUAAUCUGAUCUGUUAGGGUCACAGUUAUCAUCUAAUCAACUGUUUUCGGGUCACAGUUAUCAUCAAUCAUCUAUCUAAUAUGUUAGGGUCAACAGUUAUCAUCUAAUCUGUUAGGUCACAGUUUAUCCAUCUAUUUCUAAAUAUUUAGGUCACAGUAUCAUCUAAUCUAAUCUGUUAGGGUCACAUUUAAGCUCUAAUCUAAUUGUAGGAGGUCACAGUUAUCUCUAAUCUAAUCUGUUAGGGUCACAGUUAUCAUCUAAUCUAAUCCUGUUUAGGUCACCGUUAUCAUUCUAAUCUAAUAUGUUAGGGUCACAGUUCAUCUAAAUCUAAUAUGUUUAGGUCACAGUUUAUCAUCUAAUCUACUCUGUUUAGGGUCACAGUUAUCAUCUAAUCUGUUAGGUUUCACGUUAUCUUCUAAUAUAAUCUGUUGGGUCACUGUUUAUCAUGUAAUCUAAUCUGUUAGGGUCCACGUUAUCAUCUAAUCUGUUAGGUCACAGUUAUCUUCUAAUAUAAUCUGUUAGGGUCACUGUUAUCUUCUAAUCUAAUCUGUUAGGGUCACAGUUAUCAUCUAAUCUAAUAUGUUAGGGUCACUGUAUCUUGGUAAGUAGGUGCCCAUAACAUCUCUUGCACCGUUGAAGUGGAUGUUCUCUCUCUCCAUCUUCCCUCAGUUCCUCUCUCCUCGCCUCCUUCUCAAAACACAUUGGAGUUCCUCCGUUUAGCCUCUCUCCUACAAUGUGUUUGGAGAAGGAGAGAGGAUGUGAAGAAUCAAAGACGGACUAAUUGAGAAAUCACCAUGGUGUCUUAACAGAACCCUUUUCUCUUUCCCAGAUGGACAUCAAUGAGAUGACCAAGCCGUGGGGUCUGGAGGUAGACAGGGUGGAGCUGACUGUAGGUGCUGUCCUGAAGCCCCCAGAGGACUCUCCAUCUGGGCUUGGCUCUGUCAUCCUACCCCCCUCUAUCCCUGGUCUCGAGGGCCUGGCCGGACCAAUACAACAGCUGGCUAUGCACUUCCUGGGCAACAUGGCUGGCAGUAACAAUGAAGCUCCCCUGGUUAGGACAGGUACUGUCACAUAGUAACAAUGAAGCUCCCCUGGUUAGGACAGGUACUGUCACAUAGUAACAAUGAAGCUCCCCUGGUUAAGGGCACUUCAUCACUUCGUAGCAGCGUUGUAGUUCAGGUAGUCCUCCCGGUUUCAUUUAGCAGAAGCUCUUAUCCAGAGUGACUUACAGUAGUUAGUACAUAGUACAGUUAGUGAGUCAUUUAGCAGAAGCUGGUUCCUCCAUUGGGGUGCCAGGACAGAGAAGAGCUGGGACUGGGCUGAGGGGGAGCUGCCCUCCCAUUGGGGUGCCAGGACAGAGAAGAGCUGGGACUGGGCUGAGGGGGAGCUGCCCUCCCAUUGGGGUGUCAGGACAGAGAAGAGCUGGGACUGGGCUGAGGGGGAGCUGCCCUCCCAUUGGGGUGCCAGGCCAGAGAAGAGCUUGGACUGGGCUGAGGGGGAGCUGCCCUCCCAUUGGGGUGCCAGGACAGAGAAGAGCUGGGACCUGGGCCUGAGGGGGGAGCUGCCCUCCCAUUGGGGUGCCAGGACAGAGAAGAGCUGGGACCUGGCGCUGAGGGGGAGCUGCCCUCCCAUUGGGGUGCCAGGACAGAGAAAGAGCUGGGACUGGGCUGGGGGGAGUGCCAUCCCAUUGGGGCCAGAAGGGGGGCUGGCUGAGGGUGGACUGCCCUCCCAUUGGGGUGCCAGGACAGAGAAGAGCUGGGACUGGGCUGAGGGGGAGCUGCCCUCCCAUUGGGGUGUCAGGACAGAGAAGAGCUGGGACUGGGCUGAGGGGGAGCUGCCCUCCCAUUGGGGUGCCAGGACAGAGAAGAGCUGGGACUGGGCUGAGGGGGAGCUGCCCUCCCAUUGGGGGUGCAGGACAGAGAAGAGCUGGGAACUGGGGCUGAGGGGGAGCUGCCCUCCCAUUGGGGUGUCCAGGACAGAGAAGAGCUGGGACUGGGGGGGGGGGCUGAGGGGAGCUGCCCUCCCUUGGGGUUCUUGGGGGGCAGGACAGAUGGGUCGGGAGCUUGUGUGACUUGGCUUAGGGGGAGCUGCCCGCCAUUGGUUGCCAGGACAGAGAAGCGCUGGAUGGGCUAGGGGAGCGGGCCCUCAACCAUUGGGGUGCCAGGACAGAGAAGAGCUUGGAUCUGGGCGAGGGGAGCUGCCUCCCCUUGUGUUGCCAGGACAGAGAAGAGCUGGGACUGCGGGGCUUGGGGGAGCUGCCCUCCCCUUGGGGUGUCAGGACAGAGAAGAGAUGGUACUGGGCUUCUGAGGGGGAGCUGCCCUCCCAUUGGGUGCCAGGACGAGAAGAGCUUGGACUGGGCUGAUGGGGCUUCCCUCCCAUUGGGUGCCAGGACAGAGAAGAGCUGGACUGGGCUGAGGGGGAGCUGCCCCUCCAUUGGGGUGGUCAGUGACGAGAUGAGCUUGGACUGGGCUGAGUGGGAGCUGCCCUCCCAUUGGGGUGCCAGGACAGAGAAGAGCUUGGACUGGGCGGAGGGGGAGCUGCCCUCCCGUAGGGAUGGGAGGGUCAAGAGACCAGAGGUGGCAGAACGGAGUGCUCGGGUUGGGGUGUAGGGUUUGAGCAUAGCCUGAAGGUAUGGAGGGGCAGUUCCUCUUGCUGUUCCGUAGGUAAGCACCAUGGUCUUGUAGUGGAUGUGAGCUUCAACUGGAAGCCAGUGGAGUGUGUGGAGGAGCGGGGUGACAUGAGAGAACUUGGGAAGGUUGAACACCAGACGGGCUGCAGCGUUCUGGAUAAAUUGCAGGGGUUUGAUGGCACAGGCAGGGAGCCCAGCCAACAGUGAGUUGCAGUAAUCCAGACGGGAGAUGACAAGUGCCUGGAUUAGGACCUGCGCCGCUUCCUGUGUGAGGUAGGGUCGUACCCUGCGGAUGUUGUAGAGUAUGAACCUGCAGGAGCAAGUCACUGCUUUGAUGUUUGCAGAGACUGUCUGGGUGUUGUCCAGGGCCACGCCAAGGUUCUUUGCACUCUGGGAGGGCGACACUCUGGAGUUGUCAACCGUGAUCCAAGCUGAGAUAUCUGCCAGGCACACAGAGAUGCAUCUCACCACCUGGGUGUCAGAAGGGGGGAAGGAGGAAAGAAGUUGAAUGUCAUCCACAUAGCAAUGAUAGGAGAGACCAUGUGAGGAUAUGACAGAGCUGAGUGACUUGGUGUAUAGAGAGAAGAGGAGAGAUGGCCUAGAACCGAGCCCUGGGGGACACCAGUAGUGAGAGUACGUGGUGCAGACACAGAUCCUCUCCACGUCACCUGGUAGGAGCGGCCUGCCAGGUAGGAUGCAAUCCAACAGUGUGCAGAGCCUGAGACACCCAGCCCUGAGAGGGUGGAGAGGAGGAUCUGAUGGUUCACAGUGUCGAAGGCAGCGGAUAGAUCUAGGAGGAUGACAACAGAGAGAGAGUCAGCUUUGGCAGAGCGGAGAGCCUCCGUGACACAGAGAAGAGCAGUCUUGGUUGAGUGACCCGUCUUGAAGCCUGACUGGUUAGGGUCAAGAAGACCGUUCUGAGAAAGAUAGCGAGAGAGUUGGUCAGAGAGUGUUUUGGAAAGAAAAGAUACCAGUCUAUAGUUUUUGACGUCAGAGGAGUCGAGGAAUGGGAGGUCUUCAGAGAUGGUCUGGAGGAGGGAAUGGGGUCGAGGGUGCAGGUUGUCGGGAGGCCAGACUUCACUAGUCGCAGGAUGUCAUCUGGAGAGAGAGGGGAGAAAGAGGUCAAGGCGUAGGGUAGUUCUGUGGGAGUGGGACCAGUGGACUCAAUAGGCUGAGUGAAUGAGUAGCGGCUGUCGUCAACCUUCUUCUCAAACUGGUCCGCAGAGAGGGAGGGGGAGGGGUGCUGGAUUAAGGAGUGAGGAGAAGGUGGAAAAGAGUUUCCUAGGGUUAGAGACAGAAGCUUGACCUUUAGAGUGAUAGGAAGUGGCUUUAGCAGCGGAUACAGAGGAAGAUAAGGUAGAGAGGAUGGAGUGGAAGGAUGAUAGGUCCUCCGGAAGUUUCAAAUCAAAUUGUAUUCGUCACAUGCUUAGUAAACAACAGGUGUAGACUAACAGUGAAAUGCUUCCUUCCUUCCCAACGACGCAGAGAGAAAGAAAAUAGAGAAAUAAUAGAACAGUAAAACAUGUAAUAAUAAAAGUAAUAAUUCACUAAUUCAGUCAAUUAUCUUUGGUUUUGUGCGUAAUGAACUCCACCCCUCACUGUGUUGUUUACAAAGCUUCUCUGUAUCUCUGUGUCCUCAGAGGACAGCAUCAGCUUCUCAGAUGAGGUGAGCAGUACUCCCCGGGCUAUAAGUUGUACUGAAGCCGGGGACGGAGCUGUAGCUGUAACCAGGCCCACGCCGGUGCUGGAACUGCUGAAGGAGCUUCUCCUCUCAGAGUCUCUGGUCAAUCAGGUGGGAGCCUGCUUCCUGUUCCUCCUCCAAUCACCUGACGGACAACAGACAAGCUAUUACGUAGACCUCAGCCAAGGUGAGACAAAUAACACACUGUCGUUCUACAGAGUCUUAUAGGGCCGGCUUCCCAGACACAAGGCUAGUCCUGGACCAAAAGCAUUCUCUGAUGAUGAUGUUUUGCAAACAGUCUUUGGCCCUCCUUCUUUGUCAUGUAUGUUAAAGGGCUUGAUCUCUGUAGUUAUUGGAACAGUCUCUUUUCCUCCGUUUGUUUUUUACAAGAUUAACCUUUUAAGGGCCGGUUUCCGAGACACAUGUUCAUCCCUCACUAAAAAGGACUUUUCAAUAGAUUGAGCCUGCUUUCUAGUUCAGGGCUUAGUCUGUAUUUAGAUUCAUUAUCCCAUCCUCUCUGUCAGAUAUGUUUUAUUUUGUAUCCAAGCUGCAUUUCAGGGUAACAGAGUAAAAGUGAGUUCCCCUCCUCUGUGUGUAGGCAGUGGUUCAGCCGGACCAGGAGCCCCCUCCGGAGGGCCAGGUACCAGACGUCACCCUCAGUAUGACGGACCAGGACCUGCUGGCUAUGUUCAAGGGAACCCUGCGACCCUUCGCAGCCUACACCACUGGACGACUCAAGGUCCAGGGAGACCUGAAGACUGCCAUGAAGCUAGAGGAACUCAUUAAACUACUCAGGCCUUAA
Messenger RNA from Coregonus sp. 'balchen', 16326 nucleotides. NCBI's taxonomy places the organism in Eukaryota, Metazoa, Chordata, Actinopteri, Salmoniformes, Salmonidae. The record is from the annotation of a GenBank genome assembly.